Messenger RNA from Pseudovirgaria hyperparasitica, 1535 nucleotides. Its product is annotated as branched-chain amino acid aminotransferase II. Gene Ontology annotation, biological process: branched-chain amino acid metabolic process. The transcript is spliced from 5 exons. The coding region runs from base 37 to 1176 and encodes 379 amino acids. NCBI's taxonomy places the organism in Eukaryota, Fungi, Ascomycota, Dothideomycetes, Acrospermales, Acrospermaceae. Gene Ontology annotation, molecular function: branched-chain-amino-acid:2-oxoglutarate transaminase activity. The record is from RefSeq and is a predicted model, not a curated record.
CAUUUCUACGACUUGAGCGUGUGGUAUUGACACAGGAUGCAUUCGACUACGUUUCCGCCGCCGCCGACAGACUCAAUUGACUGGUCAAAUAUCGGAUUCAGAACUCGCGAAGUUACUGGUCAUAUUGAGUCCCAUUACAGCACAAAGACGGGCAAAUGGACAGAGCCUGAGUUCAUUCAGGAUCCAUACAUUCGGGUACAUGGACUUGCACCCGGUCUCAACUAUGGACAGCAGUGUUACGAAGGCCUCAAGGCUUUCAGGGAUCCUAGUGGACAGAUCAGCAUCUUUAGACCGGACCAGAAUGCGCAACGAAUGCAACAUUCUGCCUCGUAUAUCAGCAUUCCACCAGUCCCUACAGAGCACUUCUUGCGAUGCUGUAAGUUGGCCGUCGGCCUAAAUGCCGAGUUCGUUCCUCCUCACGACACCGGAGCUGCAAUGUACAUUCGACCUCUUCUAUACGGCUCAGGAGCACAGCUACCGCUAAAUCCCACCGAUGAGUAUACCUUUGUCGUGUACGUUCUGCCAGUGGGUGUUUAUCAUGGUGUGCACCCUGUGGCAGCACUCAUCCUUGAGGAUUUCGAUCGCGCUGCUCCGGAAGGUGUCGGAUCGGCCAAAGUUGGAGGAAACUAUGCCCCUGUGCUGAGAUGGAGCGAGAAAGCCGGUAAGGAAGGCUUCGGUAUUACGCUUCACCUCGACAGCAAGACUAGAACCUCCAUUGACGAGUUCUCGACGUCCGGGUUCAUAGGGGUGAAGAAGGAUGGAGAAGACAUAACGAUCGUUGUGCCAGAUAGCAAGUCUGCCAUCAAGAGUGUCACUUCCACUACUGUUUGUGAAAUUGCACAAUCCUUUGGCUGGAAGGUCGAGAAGCGAGAGGUCAAGUACGAGGAGCUCUCUGGCUUCGACGAGGUGAUGGCGGCUGGCACAGCAGCAGCUUUAGUUCCCAUAAAGUCUGUUACUAUGCGCUCAACUGGAGACACGUUCGAGUACAAAGGUAUGGACGGCGAGCCCGGCCCAGUCGUCGUGAAGCUCCUUCAGACUCUGAAAGGUAUUCAACUUGGCAAGCUCAAGGAUGAAUUUGGCUGGUGUCAGCGCGUGGAGCAACCGCAAGGCUUCCACUCUGCGGAUGGAGCUGCGAAUAGUUCUGCGAAUGGAGCGAGUGUAGAUCAACUACCGUGAUAUGCCAAGCCCUUCCUACGUAGGGCUGACCUGGACGCCGUGGAAGAUGCAAGACUGUCCUGGCGAUGGCUUUCACAUCACAGGCUAAUGGCAUAGAUACCAAAUAGCGUUUCGCAUCUUUCGAUCGAUAGGCGCAUGGCCAACCAAUGACUCUCAAGUACGCUUGCACCCCUAUCGUGAUCCGACAUCAACAUUCCAGAUCUGCUAUUCGAAAAUCCUUCCAAGACUUACUCCCAGAUUAUACGGUUCCCAACUCUGUGGGGUGGUUACGCUCGUGCUGGGUCCAGCUCGUUCUUGGUCCAACGCGUUCCGUGGUUGAAUACAGCAUUAAGUCUCUGACUGUGAGGGCGCCACUCAAG